UUUUCUCGCCGCGCCGCAGGUUUUUCCGCCGCGUCAGUACAUUUGCCGAGCUUGUGUGUGUGCGACACGCUCACACGCAUCUCUCGAGCUUUUCUCCCCAGUGUCCGUGUGUGUGUGUGUGUAUGGAGUUUCUUUCGCUAUUUUCUCCGUGUACUUUUUUCUCUCGUUUCUAUCUCGCGUAUAAUUAAAUAGCGUUUGAUAAAUGAUUUUGGUGGGCGAUGUGCUCGAUCGAGAGAGUAGUGUCAUCGAGUUGUGCUGUGAAGUUUGCGCGUCGAUGUAUACACAAGUAGUGUAUAUCGCAAUAGACUCGCAUCGACGAAAGAGGAGUUAUUAAUAAUACACGUGGUGGCGUUCCUCGGCAGCGACGCGCGGGCCUCGAUGCAGAAUCGUGCGCGUGUGCAACCACACAAGUGCCAGUGCGUGAGAAAAAAAAGUGUUUACGAAGCACGAGUGACAAGUCGACGAGUUUUCAUCGAGUGCCGUGAAGCUUUUUUGUGAGUGAAGUGAGAGCGUAGCGAGUAGUCAUGACGCUCAAGGGCCAGUCCAAGAAAAAGAAGAAAAACAGCCAGGAUAAGCGGAGCAGUAGAAAUAAAAAAGCAGUGUCCUCGUCCUCGUCGGAGCCGGUCUCGGACGAAGUCUGCACCAGCGAAGAUGCAGAUUUGGCCGCUGCCGUUGCUGCUGUUGUCGUUAGCGACGCGGAGCCGAAGCAGGAAGAGGGGCAAGAGGAGGAGGAAAACAUCAAAGCCGAAGCCGAGGCGCCACCGCCACCGCGUCUCGAGCGCCGUAGCUCGCUGCGCCGCAAGCUCGGAGCGCUGAUAAAAGCGAGCGCGGACUUGCCCGCGGCGAUCAAUCGCGGCCUGCAGCCCAUCCGACGGAGCAUGAGCUUCGGCAAGGAUCUCGACAAGAAGCCGCCGAAGCAGCACAGUGAUGGUAGCAGCAGUCACAAAGCCAAAGUCUCAGCGACGUCGUCGUCGUCGUCGUCGUCGUUGCUGUCAGUAGCGCAGCAGCCUCAGCUGCAAGCACAGACGCAGCCACAGCUACAACAACACGCUCAUAAUAGAGCUCGCUCGAUGCUCUGGUAUCACAGUCUGAGCUCGUUAGUCGAGCACAAUAACGAAGGAUUGGCAUGCUCCGAGGACUAUGACGACGACGCGUCAUACGUCUUUUACGAGGACGCGAAAACUGCCGCCACUGAAAAGAAUGAGUCAGUUGUUCGAAGACGGCCACACUCUGUUUAUGAAAUCCCCUUCACGCGUCACAGCGAUCAUUAUGACUCUUCUAUAGAUUUAAGUAGGCCUCCGUGCGAGGCCAUCAGUCUUCCUGUUCUCACUGAUGAGAUUGAUGGAAAUGAAAAUGAUCAGUCUGCUAAAAGUCACAGAUGGAUGGAGCAACAGGUCAAGAAUGGCAGUAGGGACAACUUGAGCGGGAGCACUCGAAAUCUCUCCGUGUUACGCGGCUUUGGCUUCAAGAGCAAAAAGCGCAAUGACAGUGUGUCGGUGCGCUCGCGAUCGUUGACGCAGCUGGACGCGCUCGGCUCGAGCAUGCUCGACGCCGGUGCCGAGCAGCAGACGCUCGGCAGUGGAUCGUCCUCGUCGUCGUCGCCGCAGCAGCAGCAGCAGCCGCAGCAGCAGCGGCAACAGGCCCAGCAGAGUCCACACCAUCAUCAUCAUCAGCUGCAUCAUCAUCACUCGCAAACCUUCGGCGAGCCCGCGUCGUCGUCGUCGUCGACUCGCUUCCUGGUACCGAGCGCCGCGUCGGCCGACGGCACGGGUCGACCCAACAGGACCAGACACAAAUUGUCCAGAUCCCAAGUAUCCAGUAGCGAAUAUUUCAGCGUCAGCUUCGAGGUGGGAGACGAGCAAUCCAGCAUAGAUCGCGAGGAAUUUUUGCCCGCCACCAAAGGAGCAUAUCUCGCGGACAUAUUGAGCGCGGCCUGCGAGCGCAGGGGCAUAGAUUUGUCACGGGUCGACGUGCUGCUCGACACCUUCUCGGCGCCGCUAUCUCUUCACACGACCGAAACCUCCUGCCUGGGCGGCAAACAUCUACGUAUAACUGCCAAAGAUGAAAAAUCGACCUCCAGAUCGGGUAGCCAGCGAAGCAGCCAGAAUGUCUCGCUGCGAAAAACCGGAGGGAGCUACAGGGGCCGAAGCGGCGGCCGAUUCUUCAGCGUGUCCACCGAGGACUCGAGCGUCGACUCGGAGGUGGGUUCGGCGGCCGCGGCCGCGGCAGCCGCCGCCGCCAUCACCAAGAGCAGCGCCGGCGCGGGCGCCACCAGCUCGUCGUCCGCCGCGUCGGCGUCGAGCGGCCUCAAGGCCAGCAAGCAGCGCUGGAGCGGCUUCUUCACCAACACCAAGGGCACGAAGAUGGAGAUGCUGGUCGAGCAGCUGAACCACUACACGAAGCACGGCGUGCCCAAACUGCCCGAGCACCUGCAGCCCCACGAGCUCGCCUUCAGCGACGACGCGCUGUUCAGCCUCGAGGCCGAUUGGCGGGACAUCGUGGAGGGCUCGGAAAUGCUGAGCGAGAAGCAGCAGCAGCAGCAGACGGCCCUCUGGGAGCUGGCGCAGACCGAAGCGGCUUACAUUAAAACGCUGAAAGUCGUGACCGACCUGUUCAUGGCCUGCCUGUGCGGCCUGCAAGCCUCGAACAUCCUGGUGGAGGUCGACCGCACCAAGCUGUUCAGCAACAUAUCGGAGAUCUACGCGGCGAAUCGCGAGUUCUGGACCGAGUGCGUGUACGCGAUGCUGCACGAGGCCCGCGGCAGCCGCCAGCCCCUGGACCCGGGCUACCUGCUGCCGGGCUUCGAGAGCUUCGAGCGCGUCUUCGCGCCCUACACGAGGUACUGCUCCGAGCAGACCAGGUGCCAGCAGUACUGCCGCGAUCGCUUCAACGACAACGACGUGUUCACGGCCUAUCUCGUGUGGUGCGAGACGCAAAAGGACUGCAAUCGGCUGCGACUGCUCGACAUCCUGGUGAAGCCCAUGCAACGCAUCACCAAGUACUCGCUGCUGCUCAAGGCCGUGCAGAAGCACACCGAGCUGGAGGAGCAGCGCCUGGAGCUCGGCCACAUGAUCCGGCUGGUGGACGGCUUCGUGGCGUCGGUGAACGCGGCGCUGCGCAGGUGCGAGGACGCCGCGCGACUGCUGGCCGCAGCGGCCCGCCUGGACAGCUACGAGGCCGUGGAGUCGCGCGACGAGGAGCUCGAGCGCCUCAUCAAGCUGCACAGCAGCCUCGACCUCAUCAACACGCCGAUGCCUGGCUGUCCCAGGGACGCGCUGCGCACCCUGAUGCGCGAGGGCGACUGCAAGCUCAAGGACGCCACGUCGAGCAAGACCGAGGUGCACCUGCUGCUGCUCACCGACAUGCUGCUCGUCUGCAAGCAGUCGGCCAAGAGCAAGGCCUCGUCGUCGUCCGCAGCCGCCGCCACCGCCACGGGCAGCUUGGGUGGUGGUGGUGGCGGCGGGCUCAAAGUCAUCAGGCAGCCCUACGUGGUCGAUCGCAUACGCAUGUACGAGCUCAAGGAGCCCUCCAAUCUCGGCAUGGUCUAUCUCAACGAGUACGGGACCGCCGCCGCGGCCCUCGUUCUCAGCGUCGGCGAGCCCAAAGUGGCAAAGCUAUGGAUGGAAUCGAUAAGGAAGGCGCAGCAGCAGUUGGCGCAGUACAGGCAACCCGCGACGACGAGCGGGACUGCUGCUGCUGCUGCCGGAGUAGCGGCCGGCAGCGGGUCAUCGGGAGCAGCUGGAGGCGAGACGAGAUCGACCCUCGUCAGCCGACAGCCGAGUACGUAUCUCGGCGAGGUCGACUACGACAUCGACGAGAUCUGCUGCGUCGCCGAGGGCGGACUGCCGUGUCGGACGCCGCGCGGCAGCAGUCGCGCCUCCAGAGUCAGCAGCCUCGCGCACAGUCACAGUGGCAGCGUGGAAAUGGAGGGCGCGUCGCCGAGCGGCAGCAAUUUCCUGCCGAGCUACAGCCAGAGCCGAAACGUCAGCGUCGAGAACCAGGAGCCACUGCCGCCGAGGGCGUCCAGCGUCUCGUCCGAGGAGGGCGUCGAGUCCGCGGCCGCGAACGCCCACGCGGCCGCCGUCGCGGCGCACAAUCAGCGACAGCAACAGAUUAGACGAUCGCUGCUGAGCAAGUCGCCGACGCCCAACACGCUGAGCGUCCAGGUACCCGCCUACUCGAGCCUGGGCCAGUCGCUGCCGAAUCUCACCCUGGCGACGUCGCCGCAGACAUCCACGGUGUCGCCGACGCCGCCGAGCUCGCUGCUCAUCGUGCCGCAAAUCACCAAGAGCAAGGACACCCUCCUGUCGCCCGGUCAUCGAGGUGAAUUUUCAUUUAAGAAAAAAGGUAUAUCGUAUCCGCCUCCGUCGCCACCCCGAGGCGCUCUGAGGCGAGCCUUCGCCAUUCCGCAGUCGAGGAAUCCGCCGCUCAUCAAGACUCGCCACGUCAAUGCGUCGGUCGGCAGCAGCGGAAGCAGCAUUCAGACGGUGCCGCUUCAGAUGACCAUCAGCCUGGACACGGAGUCGCUGGACGAGCGCCGCCGCGGCCGGCUCGAGCCCUCCCAGAGGAUGGCCUCGACCAGCAGCAUCGCCGAGGAAAAGAAAUAAAGGAGACCAUAGUUGCGGAGGCGACCGUAUCGUAUAAGCAUCGUACGACCUUUACUUUCUUCAUCAUUCCUCAGCGCGAUCGACAAGUCGUUUACAUUGUUAUAUUGUAUCAUAAUUUUUUUGCGGCUCAACGCAAUAGUCAAUGAAAAAAAAAAUUAUUGUUCGCAGGCGUUUGCGAUUCGCCUUUCAAAUUAGUCUCGCAAUGUACAUAGAUAAUAUAUUCGUUUGUCAAGCGAUUGCUGUACGAACGCAUGAUUAGAGCCAACUUUCUCAUAUUAUAACUCUCGUCUGACAUGUCUUACAUCUUUGUUUAUUUAGAAUUAUGCUGUAAACGCGCGAGCUCGAGGCGCAACAAGGAACAAUACUAUUUCACAACAGAUGGGGCCACUCGAAACAACGUGAACAUUUUUAAAACGAACUUAGAUGUAAUUAUAAACGAAAAGUAAAAAAUUUAAAUAAAUGUAUAUCUCAAUUAUCAACGACGAGUCACCGAAGGAAAGAAAAAAUCUUUUUUUUCUAUCAUGGUCAAGCUAUGUACCGAAAGCUCGUGUAAGCUUCGACGCGUAAAAUAAAAGUGUAAGAGACGACCACA
Molecule: messenger RNA, 5199 nt
Organism: Trichogramma pretiosum
Lineage: Eukaryota; Metazoa; Arthropoda; Insecta; Hymenoptera; Trichogrammatidae
Product: pleckstrin homology domain-containing family G member 5-like
Exons: 20
Coding region: 525-4607 (1360 amino acids)
Biological process (GO): endothelial cell migration; Rho protein signal transduction
Cellular component (GO): plasma membrane; axon; endocytic vesicle
Molecular function (GO): guanyl-nucleotide exchange factor activity
Source: RefSeq, a predicted model, not a curated record